This is a messenger RNA of Chaetomium strumarium, 2924 nucleotides long. RefSeq names its product aconitase family-domain-containing protein. NCBI's taxonomy places the organism in Eukaryota, Fungi, Ascomycota, Sordariomycetes, Sordariales, Chaetomiaceae. The record is from RefSeq and is a predicted model, not a curated record. The transcript has 2 exons. The coding region runs from base 46 to 2481 and encodes 811 amino acids. Gene Ontology annotation, molecular function: aconitate hydratase activity; 4 iron, 4 sulfur cluster binding. Gene Ontology annotation, biological process: tricarboxylic acid cycle. Gene Ontology annotation, cellular component: cytosol; mitochondrion.
CCUCUUCAGUGAACCCCGCCAGCAGACUCACCGGGCCACUCAAACAUGAGGCCAAUUGAUCUCGCCGGCCGGUCGGGCGCUGCCCUGAAGAGGGCCUUCCGAGCGCAGCAGCUCCGCCGAAUCGCCAUCACGCGACCAUACUCGAACGGGCCGCUGCUGCCCCCGACGUACGAGAAGCUCUACAACAAGUACUCGGAGGUCCGCCGGGUGCUGGGCGCGCAGCGGCUAACGUUGGCCGAGAAGAUCCUGUACAGCCACCUGGACAACGUCGAGGAGUCGCUGCUCUCCAACACGAACGAUGGGCGCGACAUCCGCGGCAAGGCCAACCUCAAGCUGCGGCCCGACCGCGUAAACAUGCAGGACGCCUCGGCGCAGAUGGCGCUCCUGCAGUUCAUGUCCUGCAACCUGCCGCAGACCGCCAUCCCGGCCAGCAUCCACUGCGACCACCUGAUCGUGGGCGAGCGCGGUGCUGACGACGACCUGUCGGCGGGGAUCCAGACGAACCGGGAGGUCUUUGACUUCCUCGAGUCCGCGGCCAAGAAAUACGGCAUCGACUUCUGGCCCCCCGGUGCGGGCAUCAUCCACCAAACGGUGCUGGAGAACUACGCGCUGCCGGGCCUGAUGAUGCUGGGCACGGACAGUCACUCGCCCAAUGCCGGCGGGAUGUGCACCAUCACAAUCGGGGUGGGGGGGGCAGAUGCCGUGGAGGCGCUUGUCGGCGCUCCCUGGGAGCUGAAGGCGCCCAAGAUUCUGGGUGUCAGGCUGACGGGCAAGCUGAACGACUGGGUGGCCCCUAAGGAUCUCAUUCUACACCUUGCCGGGCUUCUCACCGUCCGCGGCGGGACCGGUUACAUCGUCGAGUACUUCGGCCCUGGCGUCGAGACGCUGAGCCUGACAGGCAUGGCCACGGCUUGCAACAUGGGCGCUGAGAUUGGCGCCACCACAUCCAUCUUCCCUUACACCGAAGCCUCCAGCCGGUACUUGAAGGCGACGCGGAGGGAGCAGGCCGCCAGAAACGCGGCGCUCUUCCAGAACUUCCCGGGCGCUGGCGCCGCCGACGAUGCCUUCUUCAAGUUCGGGGCCGACGAGGGUGCGCAGUACGACGAGCUGAUCGAGAUUGACCUCUCGAAGCUCGAACCGCACAUCAACGGUCCGUUCACACCAGAUCUUGCCACGCCGCUGUCCCAGUUCAAGAAGACAGUGCGGGAGCAGCAAUGGCCGGAGAAGCUCUCCGCAGGCCUCAUCGGCAGCUGCACGAACAGCUCGUACGAGGACAUGACCCGCGUCGAGAGCAUCGUGCGGGAGGCUGAGAAGGCCGGCCUGAAGCCCAGGGCGGAUUUUUACAUCACGCCCGGCAGCGAGCAGAUCCGCGCGACGCUCGAGAGAGACGGGACGCUCGAGACCUUCACCAAGGCCGGCGGCAUCGUGCUCUCCAACGCCUGCGGCCCGUGCAUCGGCCAGUGGAAGCGCCACGACGGCGUGCAGAAGGGCACGCCGAACGCCAUCCUGACGUCUUACAACCGCAACUUCCGCGGCCGCAACGACGGCAACCUGGAAACCAUGAACUUCCUCGCCUCGCCCGAGGUCGUCACCGCCAUGGCCUACGCGGGCUCCACCACCUUCAACCCCAUGACCGAUGUGAUCCCGACCCCGGACGGCAAGGAGUUCCGCUUCCCCGCGCCGCGCGGGCUCGAGGGCCCGCAGACGCCCUUCGAGCAAGGCAAGGAAGUCUUCUCGGUCGCCUCCCAGCCGCCCGACCCUUCGGUGCGGGUCGCCAUCUCGCCCGCGUCCGAACGCCUCGCCCUGCUCGAGCCGUUCGACCCCUUCCCCGAAUCGGACCUGACCGGCCUGCGGGUGCUGGUCAAGGUGUCCGGGAAGUGCACGACCGACACCAUCUCGGCCGCGGGGCCCUGGCUCAAGUACAAGGGCCACCUGCCCAACAUCAGCGCCAACACGCUCAACACGGCCGUCAACGCCGAGACGGGCGAGGUCAACGCCGCGUACGACUAUGCCGGCGGCGGAAGCAGCGGCGAGGAGGAGAAGAAGAAGUUCACCAUCCCCGAGCUCGCGCGCCGCUGGAAGGAGCUGGGCCAGCCAUGGCUGGUCGUCGCCGAGCACAACUACGGCGAAGGCUCGGCGCGCGAGCACGCCGCGCUGCAACCGCGCUACCUCGGCGCCAGGAUCAUUGUGUGCAAGAGCUUCGCGCGCAUCCACGAGACCAACCUCAAGAAGCAGGGGGUCGUGCCGCUCACGUUUGCGGACCAGGGGGAUUACGACCGCAUCGGGGCCGGCGACGAGGUCGAGACGGUCGGGCUGUACGACAUGUUGCGGAACGGGGCCCGGGGCGAGGUGAAGCUGAAGGUCAAGAGGCGGGCGACGGGCGAGGAGGUGCUCAUCCCCGUCAAGCAUGCCGUUAGCGCGGACCAGGCGAGGUUUAUUCUGGCCGGGAGCGCGCUGAACCUGCUCGCUAGAGGGGGUUGAAAAGAAAACUUAAGAUACCUAUCCGUACCUACCUAGGUACGCAAGGGAUGGAGAUACUAAGGUGUGUUUGUGCUAGGGUAGGUAGGAAGGAUCAAUGCCGUAUACCCGUUACCCACUAAGUGUUGGUGCUGCCAUGGGAAGGGAUUGGUACAUAGUGGAAUAAAAUAAGACAAGGGCUUCAGCUCGCCGCUGCUGUAAUGACUCGGAGUCUACAUUGUGUCAAUCUGCCUCUACUAGUACUACCUAUGUUAUACACAGACCUCACCUAAGGUAAUGUAGGUGAUACAAGUACCUCGUGUGCUGUACAUGCAUACAGUACUCGCUCACUUCACCCCCAUCUUACCCCUCGGAGGUGUCCAUUGACCAUGCGUUAUAAUUACCUUACUUAGGCAAGGUAGUCAAUCUAACUGCAUUUCAGGCCGUCAGUGAUUGACUCGACCGUU